Schizosaccharomyces osmophilus is the source of this 1194-nucleotide messenger RNA. It is a transcript of the gene taf7, whose product is annotated as transcription factor TFIID complex subunit Taf7. NCBI's taxonomy places the organism in Eukaryota, Fungi, Ascomycota, Schizosaccharomycetes, Schizosaccharomycetales, Schizosaccharomycetaceae. Gene Ontology annotation, cellular component: transcription factor TFIID complex. Gene Ontology annotation, biological process: transcription initiation at RNA polymerase II promoter; RNA polymerase II preinitiation complex assembly. Bases 1 to 1194 code for a protein of 397 amino acids. The record is from RefSeq and is a predicted model, not a curated record. Gene Ontology annotation, molecular function: RNA polymerase II general transcription initiation factor activity. The transcript is spliced from 3 exons.
AUGGUAAAAUUGAAGAUUCGAACGGGUCCUCCUCCUCCGCCGCCACCAGAGGAGCCGAAACCGCAACUUCCAGCGAGCGGAGUCCCAACGGCAAUUCCUAAAAUCAAAAUCAAAGCGCGAGAGCCUAAGGGCCCGCGAUUAACAAAAAUCCGCCUGAAACGUGUCCGGGAGCCGGGUUUGGGAUAUGAUUCAGAAGCAUCGGAUCGAGAAGAAGACCCUUGCAUUGAAGAGCAAAUCAUCCUUCGAAUGAUGCCAGGCGAAGACUGUGAAUAUGUUCGAAAAGCCAUUGAAAAUCGCGAAAUAGGCAAGGGAGCCGAUGUGUGGGUGAAGUUUAAAGAUCAACGACGUGCUGUUGUUCAUGUCAAUGGACAUUUGUAUGGAGCAAAAUUAGUGGAUUUACCGUGCGUUAUAGAAUCAAACAAGUCGUUUGAUAAAAAAGUCAUAUUCAAAGCAGCUGAUGUCUGUCAAAUGCUUUUAGUCACUGGCCGCAUAGACCAUGAAAACGAUGUGCUGAAUACCCACUUAAAACAGUCCGAUUAUGUAUAUCCUCAUGGUCUUACGACUCCUAUGCACUGGGUUCGUCAAAAACGAUUCCGUAAACGCGUAUCCAACCGUACCAUAGAAGCUGUGGAAAAUGAAGUAGAUCGACUGCUGACAAUGGAUGAAAGAGCGAUUAGCACGUCAAGCGAACUUGUAGACCACUCUAUGUUAGCUAGGGAUUCCAGUGUUGCGUUAUCGGAGGAUAUUUCGUUUGACACGAUGCAAUCAGCCGGCGUUGGUGUGGGUGACCAAGACCAACGGAUACCUGGUGACAUGUUUGAUGGGAUGGAUGAAGAUGAUUUGGCUGGUCAAAUCGAACAAGGAAUGCUUGAACUUAGCCAGGAUACAAGAGAGUCGACUGCAGAGCCCCAACUUGCUGGCGAGGAAUCAGUUAGCGAUGAGGAGGACGAAGAAGAGGAAGAUGAAGAAGAUAAUGAAGCUGAUGAUGAAACACGCGAAAGCAAACGACAAACAAGAUUGGUGCGUGAAUUCAUUUCCGAAUUGGAAACUUCUAUUCAAAAACGUAAAAAAGAUGCGGAAGAGGCCACGAAUCCCAUUUUACGGAAUCGUUUCCUUGCCGAUGUCAAUCGUAUGGUUACAGAAUUAGAAUUGAAGCGCACCCAGUUAGUUGAAAGCGAUGAGCAAAUUGAAUAG